AUGAGGCCUCCUGGAUCUACCCCCUUACCAGAGGCUCACAAGGUUGACAUUACUAAGAAAGAGCCUAAAGAGCCCAAGGAAAUUAAAGAGUCCAACUAUGUCCAUAGAGACAAGUAUCACGGUCGUGGCCGUGGUAGAGGACGUGGUGGUCGUGGCCAGUACCAAGGAAACCAGUAUGAUGGUCAUGGUCGUGGGAACCAAUCCGACUUCGGUCGUGGUCGUGGUAGAGGCCGCGGAAUCUUCAAACCGCAACACAAGGCUAAAUCGGUUUUUCACCGAUGUGUCUAUUAUUUUUUUAUAUACAGAAGGUUAGAUGGCAAGAUCGUAAUCAUAACAGGCGGAGCUAGCGGGAUUGGAGCUGAAGCGGCUAGGUUGUUCACGGACCAUGGAGCUAAAGUGGUCAUCGUUGACUUACAAGAAGAGCUUGGUCAAAACGUUGCCGUUUCCAUAGGGCUAGACAAAGCAAGUUUUUACCGUUGCGAUGUAACGAACGAGACGGAAGUCGAGAACGCCGUUAAAUUCACCGUUGAAAAACAUGGGAAGCUUGACGUUCUGUAUAACAACGCCGGUAUCUUGGAACAGGCCGGAAGCUUUCUUGAUUUGGAUCUUGAGCGGUUUGAUCAGACGAUCGCGGUCAACGUUCGCGGUGCGGCUGCUUUUAUCAAACACGCGGCUCGUUCCAUGGUGGCUAGUGGAACUCGUGGCUCAAUCGUGUGUACGACGAGUGUUGCAGCCGAGAUCGGUGGUCCGGGACCUCAUAGUUACACGGCGUCUAAGCACGCGCUUCUCGGGCUGAUUAGGUCAGCGUGUGGUGGGUUGGGGCAAUAUGGUAUUAGAGUCAACGGGGUUGCACCGUACGCGGUUGCGACGGGUUUGACUAGCAUCAAUGAGGAAACAGCGAAGAUGGUUGAAGGAUAUUGUGAAGCUACUGGGAAUCUCAAAGGUGUGGCGCUUAAAGCACGUCAUGUGGCUGAAGCUGCUCUGUUUCUGGCUUCUGAUGAAUCUGUUUAUAUCAGCGGUCAGAAUUUGGCCGUCGAUGGCGGGUUUAGCGUCGUUAAGCUCACCAUGUAGGCUCUCUUUCAUUUUAAUUAUUGAAUAUAAUCUACUUAAUAAUAAGUGAUUUCGAUCAUUGUAUGGUUGUAUUUUACGCUCUUGAAUAUCUAUGGUCUCAUUCUUGUGUCUUUUACCUUGAGUUUAAUAUAAUGUGUUGAAUCAACACAAUCAAUUUGUUUGA
Molecule: messenger RNA, 1234 nt
Organism: Camelina sativa (false flax)
Lineage: Eukaryota; Viridiplantae; Streptophyta; Magnoliopsida; Brassicales; Brassicaceae
Source: RefSeq, a predicted model, not a curated record